This is a messenger RNA of Bombus terrestris (buff-tailed bumblebee), 2578 nucleotides long. RefSeq lists its product as uncharacterized. NCBI's taxonomy places the organism in Eukaryota, Metazoa, Arthropoda, Insecta, Hymenoptera, Apidae. The record is from RefSeq and is a predicted model, not a curated record. The transcript has 2 exons. The coding region runs from base 57 to 2429 and encodes 790 amino acids.
CGCCGAACCGGAACCGGAAACGGAAUAAGUGUCCACGAUCGGCGAUAUCUCGCACCAUGCCCUUCUACAAACUCCAUUCUCCACGCCUUGAUGGAAUGUUUCUGAUAUGUCUUACGCUGACGAUCUUCUGCGUGUUAGCAAAUGCCGAAUUCUACAAAGCCUCAUACGUCGACGAUUACCCAUGGAUUCGCGCAAAUCGCGAAAUUCCUAGCGAAUCCGCCUCUUCAGACCACUCGUCAUCUUACAGUCGUUUCUUAGAGUCCAGAAAAAAGCACCGUUCGUUGGAUUCUGCCGAGUCUUUUGACAAGCCUAGAGAAUGGUACUCGACUUCCGCCACUAAGAAAGUCCCCACGGAGAACAAGAACUUGAAGAAAGUAAUAUCACCGUUUUACACCAUAACGAACAAAGAUUCGCAAAAGUACAAGGACAUGGUGAUGAAAUCCGGCGUUCCGUACUGUCAAGAGAUCAGGAAGAAACGAGUUAAUAAGAACAGCGACGCGAAGAAUAGCAUGGUCUGUUACAAAUGUAAGAAUCCGAAAAGUGGCGCCACUUACGAGCAAUGCUCCUAUCAUUCUCAGCCAUUGACCGAUUCUAGCAACGUGGAAAAGAUAGCAGUGCCACCUUCAGUGUUCAGAAGUAGGAGAUCCAACUCUGAAGAAGCUUUUUCUGGUUUUAAAAAUUCCGAUGAUUACAGAAGACACGAUAAUCCGUACAGAUUUAGCGAGAAGAUUUUCUCGGACGCCACGGAUGAUGUUCCGGCAGAGUAUAAAAAUAAAGAUGAAAAAUGCGAGAAAGUGGUGAAAGAUUCCAUGGUGUGCAUGGUGUGUAAGGAUACCAAGAGCAAUGCAAAGUACGAACAAUGUUCGUAUGUUCGACAGCCUAGUGAGAAGAGAUACGCUUAUAGUAAAUCUAGCUCACAUAAGAAUCCCGAGACAUUUAAGAACACUCAAGCUAAGAAGGAUGAUAAAGAGGACGGAAAGAGAUAUGAUAAAGAAUAUUCGGCAAGUAAACCGGUUAAGGAACGUUUCGGUUACGUCGAUAAGGAAGAACCAGAGGGAAAAUCUCUUGAAGAAACCAAGGAAUCGUCUGAUAAUUGCAAGAAGGUGCAAAAGGGCACGAAGACUUGCACUAUCUGUAAAGACCCCAAAACAGGUGAAAAUUACGAGAGAUGCUCGUACACUUAUGAGCCAGAUGACAAGGUCUAUAAAUAUAGUAAAUCAAGAAGCUUUGGAUACCCUGACAGUUCUUCUGGAAAUAACGAUAAGAGAGAUGCUAGUGACAAAGAAGACAAGUCGUCUGAGGAGUCACGAAGCGAACCUGAGGAAUCACGAAGCGAACCUGAGGAUUACAGCAAAGACUAUACUAUUCCUGAAAGUUACUACGAGAAAAGUCAGUCCGCUCCAUCGAGUUCUUACUUCAAAGACGACGAAUCCAAGUCGAAUUAUGGCCAGGGUGGCUCUCAAGAAACUAAGUCCGCCUCUGACGAGGAUGAAUCCUUAUCUGGAUAUGAAAGAUCUAAAUCAGAAUCAGAAAGAGUGGCUGAAAGCAUCGAACCAAGUCAUUGCAAAGAGAUUCAAAAGGAUUCUAUGACUUGCAAGGUCUGUAAAGACCCGAAGACCGGAAGUAACUCCGAACAAUGUUCGUACAAGUAUCUACCAAAUGACAAGAGUUAUUCGUAUUCGAAAUCUAAAUCAUUUGGUAGCCCAACCGAAUCGAAAGACAAAUCUUACGACGGAUCCGAGAAGAAAGAAUCCAAGGAGCCUUACGAAAGUCCUGGCUAUGAUUAUUCUUCUAAGAAGAUGCCCUACGUUACCGACAGCGAUAUCAAAGACGAAUUUUCGGUUUCUGAUCAGACAAGGCAAUCGGAAGCAAAAGAGGAAUCAGCGAAAUCUGCUUUAAAGAAAAGCGACGUAGGCUUCUACGACGCGUUCAAAAAGAAGGCAGAGAUCCAGAAGGUUCUUCAGGAGUUCCAGAAGGAAGAUCGUUCCAAUUGUAAGAAGUUAAUGCGUGACAAAAUGACUUGCUACCAAUGUGUCGACGAAAAAGGUUUCCAAAAGGAAGAGUGCGCUUUUGUAACUUCUGAAGAACCAUCUGUCGAUAAAUCGGAUUAUCGAGAAGAGAAAGCCUACCAUGUAGAGCCUACCAAAAAAGUUCCUAGGUCAAUCAUCGCCCAACAUCCUCUGCACGAUUUUCCUAUCGAACCAGAAGCUGCCGCAAGUGAGGGAGCAUACGUAAAACGAGAACAAGCAGACAAGGAGAAGGAUUCUGGAGAAGUUGAAAGAUCCAAGGAGGUUGAACCUUACGAAUUCGCAGCAGAAACUAAACCUGUGUUUGAUAAGGUUCUUGGAUUCACACUUCCGGCGUACAUGCUGAGUACUUCCGAACACGAAGAAGAGUUUGAUAAGAUCGUGGCGAGUAAGGGGAUUUAAAGAUAUUGUUUUUGUAUCUUCUUAAUAGAUUUGACGAUGCUUAAUCGCUUGUAGAACUCUUCGAUUAAAAAUAGAAUUAAAGUUCAUAUACAAAACUCGGAUCUAAAGGUCGCUAGGGGUAUUUUAAUUGAUAAAAAUAUAAUAUUUUU